CUCAUUUAUAUGGCAGAUUGUUUUGAAGUAGUUGGGAACAGUAGGACUGAAAAAUUAGGUGUACCAGGUUGUUUUUAGCCCAGAAAUUUCCUACCGAAUUGGAGAUAAAAGAAGAUCUCAGAGGGGCAAGUUGUGAUUGAUAGAUCAAAGGGGUGAUUCAUCUUGUCAACCCCUGCUGAAUUCAAAUGAGAGGCAGUGGAGAGGGACAGAGUUGUGUCUUUUUUUGGUGAGCUGCACCCAGGAAGUUGAUUCGUGGAGGCGUUGUCAAAGUGAGAACAAGAGUAUCUAGAUAAAGCUUGAUUCAGGAAUUUACAGUGGAUUUAUACAAUUACAUUGUGGAAUUUUCCCUAAUUGGGGAACUGGCAGCUAGAGCAGAGAAAUCCUUACAUUAUUUGUGAAGUUGAUGCAGUGAAGGCAGUGUAGGGGGUUGGACCAGCUGGAAGAUAAAUGAGGAAGUUGAAAGUGGAUUGUUACAAGUUCUCUAUUGUAAUUUUCCUUUCCUAAUUAAUGUUAAAGCUGCUAGUUAAAGGAAAUCGGACCAAUUUUGCGGAUAUGCACAUAAAGACAAGUUCCUGAAAUAAGGUUAAGAUAUACCUACAGGCUACUUGUGCUAAUGAAGAAAUUGGUUUUAAGUUAUAUUUCACAUCAACUCACAUGAAUAUCAGUACAAUUUGACAGUAUAACUGGCUACAUAGAGGAUUUACAUUAAAUGUACUACACAUUAUAAGGAGCACCAGAAGUUUUAACUAAUAUGUCUAAGUGCCAAAAGCUUCUGCUGUCAAUAUAUCAACAAAAUACAUGUAUGUAACAUGUGGUCACUGAUAUACCUUGUCAGUGCAGUUGUCGGAGAAAAAGAAAGGAGGAACUUGAUUACUGCAUGAUACUAUACGGUGAUGUGAAAACAGUCUGUCUUUGUGCAUGUAGAUAUUAAGUCACUUAACUGUGGAGAAAAUGAUUGUUUGGUUCCGAAUAAAAAAGUUGAUGAAGGGUUACACCCACCUCAUUUCCGUUGGAGUACAAGGACUAUGAAAUACAGACAGAACUUGCUGCAGAAGUGAAGUCAAGAUAUAUAGUACACAGACAGUUGGGAAAAAAGGAAUUAAAAAAAACUUACCGCAAGAAAAAAAACAAGCAUGGAUUUGAAUGAAGAUGGAAUGCUGCCUCCACCCCCACAGCUGGACCUAGACCUGGACCUUGACGGGAUGCUUCAGGCGCUGUCCAUUGGGGGUGCUUCCAGCAGUGGUGGUCUUCCUCCUCCUCCGUCACCCCUAGCACCAUCACCACUAGCACCGUCACCACCUCCUUCUCCUCCUCCUGGUACGACUGCCAUAGCCAGUGGUGAACAGGACUGUGAACAAAAGCAGGCUAUAAACCACACACCUGAUGCCAUUAGUAUUCCUGGCGCAGUCACAAACAUAUCCUCUCCAUCUACUGAUAAUGACGAGGUCAUAAAUGAGAGAGGUCUCCACCAGCACACACACACAAACAAUACUGAUGCUGACAGGACCACAACACAGAGCAGCCAGGAUGGUGAUAAGACUGUUCAUACUGAGGCUGGAGUGGCUAUAGAUGUCACACCACCUGCACCUGACCGAGACAGGCCAGAUCAGCUGUGGCUGUCACCCCCUAGUAACCAAACCCUGCCACCCCCACCAUCCCCUCUGUUACCUCCACCCUCACCACUUCUUCCACCCCCACCCUCACUCCUAGAGGGUGCUGAUAGUGACAGUUCGAGGGGUCCCCCUCUACCAGGGCCACAGCCUGGAGCUCCAGAGGCAAAAAGUGGACAUUCUGUAGACACAGAGAGUAGAAACGGUAGGAUGGAGAGAGGAAAGAAGGUUGCUGGCGAGGAGACAACGGCUACCGGGGAGGUGGCGGAAUACAAAAAGGAGCCAGAUUUUGAAGAGUUCAAGCUCCUGAUGUGGGACGAGUACCAGCCCCGGGUGCAGUCCCAGUCCAUGCUGUGUGUAUAUCACACCAACAUGGACACCAAGUUUGUAGACAGGUCGGCCUUCAUCACUGGCAUGGCCAAAUACAACGAGCAAGGCAUGCUACAGGCACAGAUGAAUGAACUGUUGGAAGAAGGCCAUGAGUAUGCAGUUACUCUGUACACCUGGAGAUGUUGCUCAAGGGCUUUGCCCCAGGUCAAAUCCAAUGACCAACCAAACAGAGUUGAGAUCUAUGAGAAGACAGUGGAGGUUUUGGGCCCACAGGUGGCCAAGUUGAUGGACUUUAUGUACUUCCAGAAAAAAGCAAUUGAGCGUUUCUGUGGUGAAGUAAAGCGCCUUUGUCAUAAAGAAAAAAGGAAUGAUUUUGUAUCAGAGGCGUACCUACUUACUCUGGGGAAGUUUAUCAACAUGUUUGCUGUGCUGGAUGAACUAAAGAACAUGAAAUCUGGAGUGAGAAAUGACUACGCUGCUUAUAGAAGAUCUGCGCAGUUUCUAAAAGUAAUGGCAGAACCUGAAGCCUUGCAAGAAUCCCAGAACCUGGCUUUUUUCCUGGCCACACAGAACAAGAUACGAGAUACACUGAAGGAGACACUGCAGAGUAUCCCCAAUUUUGAGGAGCUGCUGGCUGACGUAGUCAACAUUUGCAUGGAAAUGUAUGAGAAUAAACAGUACCUGUUGCCCAGUGAGAAACACAUGCUGGUUAAGGUAAUGGGGUGUGGCCUGUUUCUAAUGGACAGCAAAGAGGUCAGCAUAUACAAGCUGGACAACAGGAAAAGAAUCAACCUACAAAAGAUUGACAGAAUAUUAAAGCAAUUAGAAAUGGUCCCUCUGUUUGGAGACAUGCAGAUUGCUCCCUUCAGCUACAUUAAGCAGAGCCCGACCUUUGACGCAACCAAGUGGCCUAUGGCAAUGUCCAGUGCAGUCAGCUCCCAGUCCAACCUACUGGGGAGUCUAGAGGCUAUCAGAGAUGACCAUGUCAGAUAUAUCAGUCAGCUGGCCAAACACAGCAAUGAGAUCACUACCACUCAGAGAGAGAACCCCAGAACAGACAGAGAGAACAAAGAACUAUGUGAGCUGGCACUGAGAGGACUGCAACUACUCUCAGGAUGGACUGUACAAGUCAUGGAGCUGUACUCCUGGAAGCUUCUCCACCCCACAGAUCAUCAUCAAAACCCUUACUGCCCCACAGAUGCGGAAGAUUAUGAGAGGGCAACGAGGUACAACUACAACUCCGAUGAGAAAUUUGCCCUGAUCGAGGUGAUAGGAAUGAUCAAAGGGCUGCAGGUGCUCAUGGGAAGGAUGGAGUCUGUAUUUAACGAGGCAAUAAGGCGGAAUAUCUAUGCAGAACUUCAAGACUUUGUGCAGAUUGGGUUACGAGAUCUCCUAAGAAAGUCCAUCAAAAACAAAAAGGAGGUGAUCAGGACAAUUCUGAUGUCUGUGAGAGAGACAUCUGCUGAUUGGCUGAGAGGAGUAGAACCCAAAGACGACCCUGCAUUGGCCGGCAAGAAGGAUCCUGAUGGAGGGUUUGCUAUUAAAGUGCCCAGGAGGAAUGUGGGGCCAUCUAGUACACAGUUGUACAUGGUACGCACUAUGUUGGAAUCUCUGAUUGCUGAUAAGAGUGGAGCUAAGAAGUCACUUAGGAAAGACAUUGAGCCCAAGGAUCUGGCAGCCAUUGAUGCCUUUCACAAGACAUCGUUCUUCUGGAGCUAUUUGCUGAAUUUUAGUGAUACCCUUAUGCAGUGCUGUGACCUAUCUCAGCUGUGGUACAGAGAGUUUUUCCUGGAGAUGACCAUGGGCAAGAAAAUCCAGUUCCCCAUAGAGAUGUCUAUGCCCUGGAUCCUUACUGAUCACAUUCUGGAGACCAAAGAACCUUCCAUGAUGGAAUACAUUCUCUACCCAUUAGACCUGUACAAUGACAGUGCCCACUAUGCUUUGACCAACUUCAAGAAACAGUUCCUAUAUGACGAGGUGGAGGCAGAGGUCAACCUGUGUUUUGACCAGUUUGUUUACAAGCUCAGUGACCAGAUCUAUGCUUACUUCAAACACCUGGCUGGCAGUAUUAUGUUGGACAAGAGAUUUAGAGCAGAAUGCUUCAGCAAUUCCAUGAAGAUUGCCUAUCCACCAGCCAACAGAUAUGUUACACUGAUGAAACAAAGACAUGUGCAGAUUUUGGGCCGCUCUAUCGACCUGAAUCGGUUGAUCAGUCAAAGGAUAGGUGCUGCUCUACAGAAGUCCCUAGACACAGCCAUCACCAAGUUUGAGGGUGGAGACAUCACUGGCAUUGUUGAAUUAGAGGGACUGAUAGAGGUGAACCGCAUGACACACAAACUUCUUGCCAAGCACCUGUCACUGAAUGAUUUUGAUGCAAUGUUUCGAGAGGCGAACCACAACGUGUCUGCACCCUAUGGCAGAAUCACCUUGCAUGUAUUCUGGGAGUUGAACUAUGACUUCUUGCCAAAUUACUGCUUCAAUGCUGCAACAAAUCGCUUUCACCACAAGGAUAUAAGCUUUGUGAAGAUGUCUAAAAUCAGUUUUGUCCAGCCUGUGCAGAGAGACAAGCCCCCAAAUGUCCCUAGUCAUCAUCUCUGGGGCACUAAGGCUUUGAACACAUCAUACAGUGCCAUCUAUGGUCUGUACAGUAAUUUUGUUGGUGCGCCUCACUUCCGUGCUUGCUGUCGUCUGCUGGGAUACCAAGGCAUUGCUGUUGUCAUGGAGGAAUUGCUGAAAAUCAUCAAGAGCUUGCUCAAUGGCACCAUCCUGCAGUAUGUGAGGACAUUGAUGAAAGUGAUGCCCAGUGUAUGUAAACUACCCAGAUAUGACUAUGGCUCUCCAGGUGUACUUGGGUAUUACCAUGCUAACCUAGAACCCAUGAUCCAGUACCCAGAUCUUAGAACUGAAGUCUUCCAAACCCUGCGUGAGGCAGGCAAUGCUGUACUCUUCUGUAUGUUGAUGGAACAGAACUUGUCUCAAGAAGAAGUGAGUGACCUGAAACAUGCUGCUCCAUUCCAGAACAUUAUACCAAAACCUUUCCUCCCACCUAAAGAAGGGGAAACAAAGAAGGAAAAAGAGACAGAGCUGAAGGGAAUAAUGAAGAAAUUGGAGGCGAGAUAUGCUGCACUGCAGGUCGUUCCCGUCAUCACAAAGUUGGGCACAAAGCAGCAAACUGACAUAGCAGCUGAGGGAGAUCUGCUCACCAGAGAGCGCCUCUGUUGUGGGCUGUCCAUGUUUGAAAUUGUUCUAACAAGAAUCAAGUCUUUCCUGGACGAUCCCAUCUGGAACGGCGACCCGCCACCCAAUGGUGUGAUGAACAUUGACGAAUGCACAGAGUUCCAUAGGCUCUGGAGUGCUAUACAGUUUGUAUACUGUAUGCCAGUGGGCCACAACGAAUUCACUGUUGAACAACUGUUUGGUGAAGGCCUGAACUGGGCUGGCUGCACACUGAUAGUGUUGCUAGGGCAACAGAGGAGGUUCGAGGCUUUAGAUUUCUCCUACCACGUCCUCAAGGUCAAUAGAGUGGACCAGAAGGAUGAACCCAUUAGAGGCAUCCAAUUGAAACGUAUGGUUGACAGAGUCCGCAAGUUCCAGAUCCUCAACUCUCAGAUAUUUGCCGUGCUGAACAAGUACCUGAAGUCCAGCGAUGCAGACAACCUUCCUGUGGAGCAUGUCCGCUGUUUCCAGCCACCUAUCCACCAAUCACACCAGACAACAAUAUAAUAGGCAUUUACACUGUGCUGAGGUUUAGGUUAAUAACAUAGACUUCUGGGUAGUUCUUACAUUGGUCAGAAUAAUUAUUGAAAGGCAGUUUUGAAAGGCACUAUUGUAUAUUAUUUAAAUUCUGAGUUUGCAUUAAAGAGUGUCAUCUUGGAUCAUAGGAUGGAAGGCAAUUGCAUGGCUAAUUGAACUUUUCAAGUGUUUGUAUUAUUAGACUAACUUACAUAGAAGACCCUUCUAAGGAACCUAUCCAGAUCAUCAAUGUCUUCAAUGGGGAGGUCUUUGCAUUAAAUCAUGCCACAUCCUGUGUAAGUGGAGGCAAUGAACCAGGACUGUUCCACCUGUUUUCAGACACUCUUCAAACUGUGAAGCCAUAACACUCCACAGAUCACCAACACCACAUUCUGCUUCCACUUAUGUUUUGGUUUUGUUCUGCUGUUAGGCCACAAGAUAAUCCUGUUAGAUGCCAAGUAAGAAACCUGCUGUCCACCAUCUGGACUUGUUUUAUAUUGCAGCUGCAAAAUAUAUCAAAAUAAUAUAAACAGCAUAAUAGCUACCAUGUAACUAUUUUGCUGAGAUUAAAUAUUGCAAGGCAGUCUGUUGUUGUUUCUUAUUGUAAUAGGUUUCACAGAAAUGUUUAACAUGUAUUGGUGUUUUGAAACCAGGUAAUGUUUGCUGAUGUGUUGUGUAUUUGAGACAAAGGAAAUGUAGUUGUAAAGGUUUUUAUAUCAGACCUCUGAGAGGGAUAUCCGUCUCAUUUACAGUAUUACUGAAACUGGUUGACAAUAUUCUUGGGCUCUUCUGGGAAAAUUUGUAUAUUGUAGGGCACUGAACUCAGAAUAUUGCUUUUUGUGAUAGAGUGCAGUGGAUAGUACACCCGCCAAGAUUUAAGUCAGAAAAAGUGCAGUUUUCCGAUUUUUUUUCUUUGGAAUUACAUAUGCUUUUUGGCAAAGAGACAAUGAUGCAGUGAAUCCAGGCCUUCUGACUGAUGCAUUAUGCAUCAUGUUUGUGCUUUGACUCUCUGGGUUCACAGUGACGAGCUUUGCCAGACUGAAUUUAAAGAUGGACUUAUGCUACAAAUAGCUGCAAGUAGUUGUAUUUUAGUUUGUGGGAAACAUUUCAUGUUGUAGUCGUGUCCAUGAUGUCUCUGAGGUUAAUGCUUUUCUGCUGACAUAUUGUCAUUUGAUACAUUUUAUUUAGGAAUGCAAUGUUUUCAAAUUGUGGCGGUCUGCUGUAAUUAACCCCUUAUCUCUUUGGGUACUUUGUGUUAGAGGUUGUCCAGAAGUGUUUUGAACAUGGCACAGUUAUUUAUAAGAGUGCAAAAAAUUAGUACUUAGAAAAGUGAUAGAUGUAAGUGUCGUUGUAGUGAGAUAUUCACAGAGAUUUCUGAAAUUAUCUGUACCUUGAUAGUUGAUAAAGAGUGAAGACAUACAUAAAAUUUACAUUUAUCAGGAUAGCUGCGGGAUGACAAGAUUUGGCCCAGUUGAUGUGCAAAUUAAAAGAGCCUUUUUAUUUCUCUUUCCCAUUUCCUAAAUGUAAAUUCUAUGGUUUUGUUUUUAGGAAUCUGAGACAAGUGAAUGAUAUUGUUAAGAAGAGAAACCCUUUAUCACUUUAACUUAUUGACACCUGAUAUUUCUAUUUCAAUUUAGGGAGGGGGGAUCUAUGUAGUGUUCAUGGGUAACCAAGUCUAGAAUUACUGCGACUUAUGUGGUAGAGACAUUUGACAGUAAAGAAAGUGCUUUGCAAUUAGUAGACGUAGUUUAUACAUUUUUAUACAACUAGUAUACUAGUAUCACAUUAAUUAUUAAAUUGUAAAUUAU
Molecule: messenger RNA, 7480 nt
Organism: Lingula anatina
Lineage: Eukaryota; Metazoa; Brachiopoda; Lingulata; Lingulida; Lingulidae
Product: cytoplasmic FMR1-interacting protein
Biological process (GO): regulation of actin filament polymerization
Molecular function (GO): small GTPase binding
Source: RefSeq, a predicted model, not a curated record